CAAGCUCCUGAGGGAAAGCAGUGCACAUCCCUGACAUUCAGCAGAUAGGACCAAUGAAUAUGUAGGCAAAAACCAUGCAGGGACCAAUGAAAAAUCACUGUGCACUGACUGAUAGAGGAGGAAAACAGCCAAUGGUGCUGUGCAUUACAUCUCAGCAUCACAGACCCUUUCCCAGCUGGCGAUUGUCAUGGGAAGGGAGUAGGAGGAAUGAGAUGUAUCAGAGAACAGAAAACACAGAUUAAUAACAAGGGGCAUCCUUUAACCCCUAAGGAAAAUCACCGCCUGCAAUAAGCUGACCGAUGGGAUUUCUUCUACCAUGGCAGCUCUAUACCAGAGCACCGACUCUUCCUCUCCAAAUAAAUCCUUGGCUUUAAAAGACGUCAGAGAAGUAAAGGAAGAAACCACUUUGGAUGAGAAGCUCUUCUUGCUGGCCUGUGAAAAAGGUGACUAUUAUAUGGUUAAAAAGCUCCUGGAGGAGAACAAUACAGAUGAGCUGAAUAUCAAUUCAGUAGAUGUCUUAGGAAGAAAUGCUAUUACCAUUUCUAUUGAGAAUGAGAAUUUGGAUAUACUACAACUUCUUCUAGAUCAUGGCUGCCAGUGCUACCAUUCUGGGGGUUGCAAGGCUUCUCCUAUACCGAGUCCUGACGAUGUCAGUGCUCUAGAGUUCAAGCGUCAGGGCUGUUUGUCCACAGAUGCACUGCUGGUGGCAAUUGACUCUGAAGUGGUAGGAGCCGUGGACAUCUUACUCAAUCAUCGUCCAAAAUGGUCUACAAGACCGACUAUUGUGAAACUCAUGGAGCGUAUACAGAACCCCGAGUAUUCUACUACUAUGGAUGUGGCCCCUGUUAUAUUAGCUGCUCACAGAAACAACUAUGAGAUCCUAACAAUGCUUCUGAAACAAGAUGUGUCCCUUCCAAAACCCCAUGCUGUGGGCUGUGAGUGCACCCUGUGUACUGCUAAGAACAAGAAGGACAGUCUAAGGCAUUCCAGGUUUCGACUUGAUAUUUAUCGGUGCUUGGCCAGCCCAUCUUUGAUUAUGCUGACAGAAGAAGAUCCUAUAUUGCGGGCAUUUGAACUCAGCGCAGACUUAAAGGAGCUUAGUCUUGUAGAAGUGGAAUUUAGGAAUGAUUAUGAAGAGCUUGCUCAGAAGUGUAAGACCUUUGCAAAGGACUUGUUGGCUCAGGCUAGGAACUCACGGGAACUCGAAGUGAUCUUAAAUCAUCAGUCUAGUGAUGAGCCGCUGGACAAAAGAGGACUUCUAGAGGAGCGUAUGAAUCUGAGCCGAUUAAAGCUGGCAAUCAAGUACAACCAGAAAGAGUUUGUAUCCCAGUCAAACUGUCAGCAGUUCCUCAACACUGUCUGGUUUGGGCAAAUGGCAGCCUAUAGGCGAAAACACACGUGCAAGAAGAUACUGAUUGUCCUCACUGUGGCCAUGUGCUGGCCAAUUAUGUCCCUGUGCUAUCUCCUUGCCCCAAAGUCACAGGUUGGACGUAUGAUCCACACACCUUUCAUGAAAUUUAUCAUACAUGGAGCCUCUUACUUCACGUUCCUACUGCUUCUUAACCUGUAUUCCUUGGUCUACAAUGAGGACAAAAAGAACACAAUGGGACCAGCUUUAGAGAGAAUUGACUAUCUGCUCAUCAUAUGGCUCAUUGGUAUGGUUUGGUCAGAUGUGAAACGUCUCUGGUAUGAUGGCCUGGAAGAUUUCCUGGAGGAAUCUCGGAACCAGCUCAGCUUUGUGAUGAAUUCCUUGUAUCUGGCAACCUUUACUCUGAAAAUUGUGGCUCACAGUAAGUUUCACCGCAUUGCAGAAAGGAAGGACUGGGACGCUUUCCAUCCAACUCUAGUGGCUGAGGGUCUGUUUGCCUUUGGAAACGUGCUAAGCUAUCUACGUUUGUUCUUCAUGUACACAACUAGCUCAAUCCUGGGCCCACUGCAGAUAUCCAUGGGUCAGAUGUUACAAGACUUUGGCAAGUUCUUGGGAAUGUUCCUCCUUGUGCUGUUUUCCUUCACUAUUGGUCUAACCCAACUGUAUGAUAAAGGUUAUACAACCAAUGAAGCAAAGGACUGUGUUGGGAUCUUCUGUGAGCGACAGAGCAAUGACACUUUCCACUCGUUUAUUGGGACAUGCUAUGCUCUGUUCUGGUACAUCUUUUCACUGGCACAUGUAGCUCUUUUUGUGACCAGAUUCAGUUACACUGAAGAACUGCAAUCAUUUGUGGGAGCGCUGAUUGUUGGAACAUACAAUGUGGUGGUGGUGAUUGUACUUACCAAGCUUCUGGUGGCCAUGCUUCACAAAAGCUUCCAACUCAUAGCUAAUCACGAAGAUAAAGAAUGGAAGUUUGCCCGGGCCAAGUUGUGGCUCAGCUAUUUUGAUGACAAAUGCACGCUUCCUCCACCUUUCAACAUCAUGCUAUCUCCCAAGACUAUUUGUUAUUUGUUCAACAGCAUGAGCAAGUGGAUCUGCUCUCAUACUCCAACAGGAAGAGUCAAACGGCAGAACAGCCUCAAGGAAUGGAAAAGUCUCAGGCAGAAGAGAGACGAGAACUAUCAGAAGGUCAUAUGUUGCUUGGUGCAUCGCUACUUGACUUCAAUGAGGCAGAAGAUGCAAAGCACUGACCAGGCCACAGUGGAAAACCUAAAUGAACUCCGUCAGGAUCUGUCCAAAUUCCGCAAUGAAAUGAGGGAUCUGCUUGGCUUCCGGACCUCAAAAUAUGCAAUGUUUUAUCCUAGGAACUAAAAACAUCAACACAAAGCAGACAUUCUUCCUGGCCAGGAGAGUGUUGUGUUGAUGUCUUCUUGCACUUGUUUGUGUCAGUAUUUUAUAGUCUCACACUUACGUAUUUAUUUACAAGUACAUCAUGUAUGAUUUAUUAUAGUUCAAUAUUACAACCUGAGUUUAACAUUUGUUAUUUAAUUAUAAAAUGUUAUUUUAUUAACAAAAUAUUCAUAUAUGCACAAAGCAUGUAUGCUGCCUGAUAAAUUUUUAUAACUAUGUUGACACAUUUUCAAUUUUUUUAAAUGUGAUCACUUGUAUGCUGCUAAAGGUCAGGUUAUAUAUACAAAAAAACACGGUUCAUACAUGCAGCUAAUGAAAUUGUAAUUAUCUAUUCAUCAUUAUUUAAAGCCACAGUCAAUAUAUUUAUUAAAGACAGUUUAUUAAAAUUAAUGAAAAUAGUAAAUAAUUUAAUAGUAAAUUUUAAUGUAAUAUUUAGAAUUAUCUGCUGGUUUAGAAAAUAAAAUCUGAUUAGUUGCCACAA
Molecule: messenger RNA, 3260 nt
Organism: Rana temporaria (common frog)
Lineage: Eukaryota; Metazoa; Chordata; Amphibia; Anura; Ranidae
Gene: TRPC1
Product: transient receptor potential cation channel subfamily C member 1
Exons: 14
Coding region: 317-2740 (807 amino acids)
Biological process (GO): calcium ion transmembrane transport; regulation of cytosolic calcium ion concentration; manganese ion transport
Cellular component (GO): membrane; cation channel complex
Molecular function (GO): inositol 1,4,5 trisphosphate binding; protein binding; store-operated calcium channel activity
Source: RefSeq, a predicted model, not a curated record